Seminavis robusta is the source of this 1125-nucleotide messenger RNA. NCBI's taxonomy places the organism in Eukaryota, Bacillariophyta, Bacillariophyceae, Naviculales, Naviculaceae. The record is from the annotation of a GenBank genome assembly.
AUGGAGAAAACCCGUCAUGAAUCACAAGGAAUGACGGCGUCGGAUGUCGAUGUCAUAUGGUUGCGGAACUCGCUGAUUAACUACCGCCCUGGACAAGGCACUGGCGUGCAGGACCCACACUUCUUGGAGGUUGUAAAGAGACACGUCCCCGUUCCAGGUGAUAAGGUUUGUCUUGUUUCCAACAUAGAUGACCCGAAGUGGGGACGCUUCGUGCCAUACACACUCUGUCGCCGUCACUAUUGGUCCGACAAAAAGUACAAGGUCAAGACUUUCAUUCAAUCCCAGCCUUGCGACAACAUCAGAAUUGAGGGCACGCUGCUGCUUCACUUUGUUUGCCGCGAACCCCUUCCAGUGAAUGUACUGAAAUACAUUGCGACUAGCGAUCCCAGCGCCCUUCAAACAACGUGUUCAGUCUCCGUGCCAUCGUCCCAUUCGUUGGUCUCUGGACUGAUGUUCAGCCGAGCUCUGCCACUUCAUGUGGCCAUUGAGAUGUUCCGCUUCGACCCUAAAAAAACAAUGAUUUUUCCAGCCUUCAAGUACUUGGUUGAACAAUUUCCCCAGGCGUUGGCUAUCCGCAAUUGUAAGGGAUCGCUGCCGCUGGAACAGGCCUGCAAUAUCGGAGCGACCCCCCCUUCUCUCCUUCGAUACCUUGACAAGCAUCACUCGACGUCGAGUGAUGCUCCAGAACUCAAGCAAGAUCCAUUCUGGCUGGCAUGCAAAGCGGGUCAUCCGCUACCAAACUUGCUCACGUUGCUGUGUCGCGAUGUCCCCCUUGCAGCCAUUCGACGUUGGCAUCUUGCCACUCAGGAUCGGGAGGAAAGCAGAGCCAAAAACAGAGUGAGGGGUCUUGUCCACAAGGCAGAACGUCUCAUGCAAAACUUGCACGACAAGGAAUUGACUGCACUGCAAGCCAACGUGCAAACAGCCAUGGCCGGUGUCUCUUACAAUGAGCCCAGCGACAAGCUGCUUGUGAUCUUUCACACAUGGAUCAAAGAUUUUGUAGAACGCUGGAAAGCUGAGAUCGACACUAUCCGUGGCGAAGUCAGCGACAUCCUACUAGAACCAGCUUCAGAAAUGGACGCUUCGGGUGCAACCUCUCCUACUACUGGAAGUGGAGAAAGAUGA